Molecule: messenger RNA, 2004 nt
Organism: Dujonia railenensis
Lineage: Eukaryota; Fungi; Ascomycota; Pichiomycetes; Serinales; Debaryomycetaceae
Source: the annotation of a GenBank genome assembly
AUGAGUCUGCCGAGAAACAUCCAAUCACCUAGCCCCUCGGAGGAGCGAAGAAAAUCCAUUGCUAAGUUGACCAGGUCCCCACUCUCUUCCUCCCCUUUGAUCUCGAACUCCCCCAGCAGGUACGGAUCAAGAACCAACUCGUUUUCCUCUACGUCCAAUGGACGCUUCUUAAAGACUAAACCGUCCGGCGUUUCUGCGAAUCAAGACGUCUUCAGCAAAUCUGACGAAGACGAAGACUCAAACGAUUCCAACUCAGACUUGGUCUCAACCCUUCAAGACCCAGCUGUGAUCCAGAAUGCAGCAAGAUACCUUUCGCCCAAGCCAGACCCAAUCAAAUCUGAAGGUGGUGACAUAACAAGAGACAUCUACAAGUCCAUUGAACACAACUCUGGGAACAAUUCUGCAUACAACGUGUCCAAUAAUGACCAUAUUCAGGCCUCCUCCCCCAGACCGGCCUCGAUCAGAAGAGCCAGGAGCUACUCUUCCAUGGAAGAGCUUCAGAGCCAUAGUAGAAGGGGUUCAACAGCGUCUUCCUUGAACGUUCCAGGUGGAUUUAGGAGAGAUUUCCUUAUACAUCACGGAAACAAGUUCCAAACUAAGGAAACGAACUUCUUGACCAGAAAUUUCGUGGAGUUCUUAAGUAUCUACGGGCAUUUCGCUGGAGAGGACUUGGAAGAUGAAGACGAUCUUAUUGCAUGCCAUUAUAAGCCGUUUGUGGCUAAGACAGAUGAAGAAUCUUCGUUAUUGCUUUCUUCUUCGAGAGACAGAGACAUCAACCCUAACGGGACAGCAACUGAGAAGAAGGCUUACUUCCUUUUACUAAAGGCCUUUGUCGGGACCGGUGUUUUGUUUCUCCCCAAGGCCUUUGCUAAUGGUGGUCUAUUAUUUUCAGCAUUGACUCUUUUCUUCUUCGGGAUCUUAUCGUAUUGGUGCUACUUGAUCCUUGUUUACUCUAAGCUGGCAACCAAAGUGUCUAGUUUUGCAGAAAUUGGAUUAAAACUUUAUGGGAAAUGGUUCCAGCAGUUGAUCUUGUCGUCAAUUGUUCUUUCGCAGAUUGGAUUCGUAGGAGCUUACAUUGUCUUCACUUCAGAAAACUUAAGAGCAUUCUACUCCUCGGUAUUGGGAUACGAUCCUGCUAGUUUGAAUAUUUUGUGGUUCAUCCUCGUUCAGUUGAUUAUCUUUUUGCCAUUAUCAUUGAUCAGAGACAUCACGAAGCUUUCACUUCUGGCCCUCUUGGCCAAUGUAUUUAUCUUGGUGGGACUUGUUACUAUCAUAUAUUUCACAUCUUACGAACUUUUGGUGAAUAACCAUGGACACCCAUCGAGUUCUAUUGAAUACUUCUUCAACGAGAGCGAAUUCCUGAUGUUUAUUGGGGUGGCCAUUUUCGCAUUUGAAGGCAUUGGGUUGAUCAUUCCUAUCGAAGAGUCAAUGAUUAGACCUAAAAACUUCCCCAAAGUAUUAUUCCAAGUCAUUUUAACCAUUUCUUUCAUUUUUAUUGGAAUUGGAACUUUAGGCUACCUUACAUUUGGUAACGACGUGGAAACUGUGAUUAUCCUUAAUUUACCUCAAGAUUCACCAAUGAUUAUGGUCAUUCAAGUUCUUUACGCCUUUGCCAUUUUGUUGUCCACUCCUUUGCAGUUAUUCCCAGCUAUUAGAUUGAUUGAACUGAAACUUUUCGUCAAGACUGGUAAGACUAACAUAUUGGUGAAAUGGGAGAAGAACUUCUUUAGAUUUGGAUUCGUUUGCUUCACCGCCAUUGUUGCAAUUUUCGGAGGUAAAAACUUGGACAGGUUUGUAUCGUUUGUGGGUUGCUUUGCCUGUAUCCCCUUAGUGUACAUGUAUCCUCCAGUCUUGCACUUGAAAAGUUGUUGCAACUACAACCAGUGGGGACUUCUGGAAGCCGAAAAAACAAAGAGAUACUGGUUAGGUGUAUUGGACUACUUUUUGGUUGUAGUCGGAGGUGUUGCAAUGGUUUACACCACGUACCAAAUCUUGGCUGGCUAA